Messenger RNA from Clarias gariepinus (North African catfish), 573 nucleotides. RefSeq names its product serine/threonine-protein kinase pim-3-like. Gene Ontology annotation, cellular component: cytoplasm. NCBI's taxonomy places the organism in Eukaryota, Metazoa, Chordata, Actinopteri, Siluriformes, Clariidae. The transcript has 6 exons. Gene Ontology annotation, biological process: protein autophosphorylation; negative regulation of apoptotic process; regulation of mitotic cell cycle. Bases 1 to 573 code for a protein of 190 amino acids. The record is from RefSeq and is a predicted model, not a curated record. Gene Ontology annotation, molecular function: ATP binding; protein serine/threonine kinase activity.
AUGGCAGACGAUCUUGGUAUGGACAACCUGCAGAUGGCGAAUGUUCACGGUGCAUAUCUGCUGCGUGGCGGCGCAAUUGGAGCUGAGAUCAAAUCAGGCAUCAGGGAAGCUAUCAAGCGAUUCGAGGUUCAUGAAUAUGUGCUGUUUUAUGACCUCAGGGUUUGCUCAGCCAAGCUUCCAGUGGCGUUUGCAGCACGGUACGUGGUGGGAGAGCUGCUGGGAGAAGGAGGCAUGGGUUUGGUCUAUGCUGAAGUGAGGAAGGCAGAAAAAUCGGAAAUCCUACUUUUCCUAAUUAUGUUUGGUGUAUGUGAACAGGUUGUUAUUAAAUAUGUGGACAAAUCUGUCUCCAGGGAGUACAUCAGCAAGCCUGGAGAAACACACAGCCUGCCUCUGGAGGUCGCGUUGAUGCAGAUGGUGUCCAUUCCACCUCACUGUGAGAACCUGGUGGAGCUAUUGCAAUGGUUUAAGGUGUCUGUUUGCUUCAUCUUGGUUCUGGAGCGACCCAGUCCUUACAUGGACCUGCAUGAGUUCUGCACUCGUAUCAACAGCCCACUGUCUGAACCGCUGGCUUGA